Molecule: messenger RNA, 426 nt
Organism: Haemonchus placei
Lineage: Eukaryota; Metazoa; Nematoda; Chromadorea; Rhabditida; Trichostrongylidae
Source: the annotation of a GenBank genome assembly
AUGCCAACAGGGAUUGCAAGAUACUGGGAUUCACUGGAAGGCAAUGAUUACCUGGAUCAGUGUCAACCGCACACCGGUCACUUCCCACGUUUGGAUGACUGCCAAAAGCAGUGGCUCUCUGAGUUGAGUUCGACGACAGAACCAGAAUGUCAGUCGAUUCUUUACGCAAAAUCGUUGCUGGACGACGGAACCGAUUCGGCUACGCCAGUAAUUCAAGAGCUACAACAGUUACCAGAACCGCAGCCGAAGAUUCCUGUCGGGUUCAGGUUAGGUAUUACCGAUAUUCUUGUUUUGGUCCGAAGUGAAAGCUCGGGUGCUAUUGAACCCCCUCGUGCCUAUUUUCCCAGGUUUCUAUCCGGUAAUUUGGUAGACAUAUUUAGCCUAAAAAUAAUCAGAGAAAUACCGUAUAUAGACUCAUUGGCCUAA